GACUAUUCAACCAGUUUCUUAUCCAGAGCAUGUGUUGUUCCUUUCUUCUUUCGUUUUUCAUUUACUUGACAUUAUUAGGAGACUUGGCAGUUGACUCCAACUAUUCUAAGCUUACCUUUCUUUUCCUUUACCAAUUAUCUUCUUCUUUCUAAUUACUCAUUCUGAUCAAUUUUUUGUAGCUACUGAAAAAGAAAUGGCUGAAAUUCUUCUCACAGCAGUCAUCAAUAAAUCUGUUGAAAUAGCUGGAAAUGUACUCUUUCAAGAAGGAACGCGUUUAUAUUGGUUGAAAGAAGACAUCGAUUGGCUCCAGAGAGAAAUGAGACACAUUCGAUCAUACAUAGACAACGCAAAGGACAAGGCAAUUGAAGGCGAUACAAGUGUGAAAAACUUGAUAAAAGAUAUUCAACAACUGGCAGGUGAUGUGGAGGAUCUCUUAGAUGACUUCCUUCCCAAAAUUGAACAAUCCAAUAAGUUCAAGGGCGCAAUUUGUUGCCUAAAGACGGUUUCUUUUGCGGAUGAGUUUGCUAGGGAGAUUGAGAAGAUAAAAAGAAGGGUUGCGGACAUUGAUCGUGUAAGGACAACUUACAACAUCAUGGAUACAAAUAACAACAAUGAUUGCAUUCCAUUGGACCAGAGAAGAUUGUUCCUUCAUGCAAAUGAAACAGAGGUCAUCGGUCUGGAAGAUGACUUCAAUACACUACAAGCCAAAUUACUUGAUCAAGAUUUGCCUUAUGGAGUUGUUUCAAUAGUUGGCAUGCCCGGUCUAGGAAAAACAACUCUUGCCAAGAAACUUUAUAGGCUUGUCCGUGAUCAAUUUGAGUGUUCGGGAUUGGUCUACAUUUCACAACAGCCAAGGGCGCGAGAAAUCUUAACCGACAUAGCCAAACAAGUUGGACUGACGGAAGAGGAAAGGAAAGAAAACUUGGAGAACAACCUACGAUCACUCUUGAAAAUAAAAAGGUAUGUUAUUCUCUUAGAUGACAUUUGGAAUGUUGAAAUUUGGGAUGAUCUAAAACUUGUCCUUCCUGAAUGUGAUUCAAAAAUUGGUAGUAGGAUAAUUUUAACCUCUCGAAAUAGUAAUGUAGGCAGAUACAUAGGAGGGGAUUUCUCAGUCCACGUGUUGCAACCUUUAGUUUCAGAGAAGAGCUUUGAACUCUUUAGCAAGAAAAUCUUUAAUUUUGAUAAUAAUAAUAGUUGGGCUAAUGCUUCACCUGACUUAGUAAAUAUUGGUAGAAGUAUAGUUGGUAGAUGUGGUGGUGUACCACUAGCCAUUGUGGUUACUGCAGGCAUGUUAAGGGCAAGAGAAAGAACAGAACAUGCAUGGAACAGAGUACUUGAGAGUAUGGGUCAUAAAGUUCAAGAUGGAUGUGCUAAGGUAUUGACUUUGAGUUACAAUGAUUUGCCCAUUGCAUUAAGGCCAUGUUUCUUGUACUUUGGCCUUUUUCCUGAGGACCAUGAAAUUCGAGCCUUUGAUUUGACAAAUAUGUGGAUUGCUGAGAAGCUGAUAGUUGUAAAUAGUGGCAAUGGGCGACAGGCUGAAAGUUUGGCGGAGGAUGUCCUAAAUGAUUUGGUUUCAAGAAACUUGAUUCAAGUUGCCAAAAGGACAUAUGAUGGAAGAAUUUCAAGUUAUCGCAUACAUGACUUGUUACAUAGUUUGUGUGUGGACUUGGCUAAGGAAAGUAACUUCUUUCACACGGAGCACAAUGCAUUUGGUGAUCCCGGCAAUGUUGCUAUGGUGCGAAGGAUUACAUUCUACUCUGAUAUUAAUGUCAUGAAUGAGUUCUUCCGUUUAAAUCCUAAGCCUAGGAAGCUUCGUGCACUUUUCUGUUUCAUAAAAGACCCUUGCAUAUUUUCUCAUAUGGCUCAUCGUAACUUCAAAUUAUUGCAAGUUUUGGUUGUAGUCAUGUCUCAAGAUGGUUAUGGGGGUUUCGCUAUGGGAAACAAAUUUGGGAACAUGAGUUGCUUACGCUAUCUGCGAUUGAAGGGGCAUAUUUUGGGGAAACUGCCAAAUUAUAUGGUGAAGCUCAAACAUCUAGAGACCCUAGAUAUUGAUGAAAGCUUCAUUGAUCCUCCUACUGGUGUUUGGAAGUCUACACAAUUGAGACAUCUUCGUCAUAAAAAUUUCGAUGAAGCAUCUAUCUGUUGCUUUAGCCCAUUUUUUCCAAACGUGCCUCCUAAUAAUGUACAAACUUUGAUGUGGAUGGAUGGUAAUUUUUUUGAACCGAGAUUGUUGCACCGAUUGAUGAAUUUAAGAAAACUGGGUAUAAUGGAUAUAUCCGAUUCUACCAUUAAGAAAUUAUCAACAUUGAGCCCUGUGCCAACGACACUGGAGGUUCUGAAGCUCGGGUCAUUUUUCAGGGACACGAGUGAGCAAAUAAACUUGUCGUCGUAUCCAAAUAUUGUUAAGUUGCAUUUGGACAGAAUAAUGCCCUUGAACUUUGAAGCAUUGCAUUUGAGCGGAUUAAUGCCGUUGAUCUGUGAAGCAUUCCCUCCAAAUCUUUUCAAGCUUACUCUUAACCGCUUUAUUCUAGACGGUCAUGUAGUGGCAGUGCUUAAGAAAUUGCCCAAAUUAAGGAUACUUAAAAUGCGUUGGUGCAAACAUAAUGAAGAAAAGAUGGAUCUCUCUGGUGAUGGUGAUAGCUUUCCGCAACUUGAAGUUCUGCAUAUUCAAGAAUCAUAUGGGUUGUCUGAAAUAACGUGCAAGGAUGAUGUGAGUAUGCCUAAAUUGAUAAAGCUAUUACUUAUAGAAAGAACUGAUUCCAACGUUAGGCUCUCGGAAAGACUUGCAAAGCUGAGAAUAUGAAAAUCCCAAUGUAUCAACUGUCAACAGAUGCUUUUCAGAAUGAUUGUCUUUGCUGGAGAGCAUCUUCUGAUGCCUGUUUGUAUUUGUAAUAAAUAAAUUAAAUGUUUGAUUGCUCCUUCAAGUUGAUGUAUUUGUGGCUUCUAAUUUGUAAAAUAAAUAAAUUUAUUUAUCUAUUUAUGGUCUUAUGUAUAUUUACCUUUGGAAUUA
Molecule: messenger RNA, 3010 nt
Organism: Solanum tuberosum (potato)
Lineage: Eukaryota; Viridiplantae; Streptophyta; Magnoliopsida; Solanales; Solanaceae
Product: putative disease resistance RPP13-like protein 3
Exons: 2
Coding region: 194-2803 (869 amino acids)
Biological process (GO): defense response to other organism
Molecular function (GO): ADP binding; ATP hydrolysis activity
Source: RefSeq, a predicted model, not a curated record